Messenger RNA from Scleropages formosus (Asian bonytongue), 1021 nucleotides. Its product is annotated as glutathione S-transferase kappa 1-like. Gene Ontology annotation, cellular component: peroxisome; mitochondrion. NCBI's taxonomy places the organism in Eukaryota, Metazoa, Chordata, Actinopteri, Osteoglossiformes, Osteoglossidae. The record is from RefSeq and is a predicted model, not a curated record. The transcript has 9 exons. Gene Ontology annotation, biological process: glutathione metabolic process. Gene Ontology annotation, molecular function: glutathione transferase activity; glutathione peroxidase activity. Bases 293 to 982 code for a protein of 229 amino acids.
UCGAACCCCAGACCCACCGGAGAGCAGGACCGGGUCCAACCCACUGCGCCACCGCACCCCCUCCUCACAUCAACUAAUCCCCUGAAAUACAGGUUCGACUUUAACACAGCAACCUGGAAGUGUAUGUAAAAGAGGGGGGAGAUAAAUGUUUGCAGGGACAGGACAGGACAAGGACGGAGAGUGAGGACUACGACCUAAUAAUCACUGUCAGCCUUUGACACACAUUUUCCUUCUCCCCGGCGGAGACACAACUAACUACCAGAAAAAGAAGAGAGAGAACGGCGAGGAAAAAAUGGCCGCUCCCAGGAAGGUGGUGGAGCUCUUCUACGACGUCGUGUCUCCGUACUCGUGGCUCGGCUUCGAGGUCCUCUGUCGGUACAAACAUGUGUGGAACAUGGAGCUUCGUCUUCGCCCCGCUCUUCUGGGAGGAGUCAUGCAGGGCUCAGGCAACAAACCCCCUGCCUUGGUCCCCAACAAGUUCGCUUACAUGUCCAAAGACCUGAGUCGCCUGAGGGAGUAUUUUGCGGUUCCUCUCAGCUUUCCUGCAGACCCUUUCGAAGUCAUGUUCAAGAAAGGUUCCCUUGCAGCGAUGCGCUACGUAACGGCAGUGGCUGAGAGUGGGGGGGCCUCUGAAGCUGAUGUAGAGAAAGUCUCCAGGGAACUCUGGAUGAGAAUCUGGAGUCGAAACGAAGACAUCACUCUGGCUACGUCGCUUUCUGAGGCAGGUCUGAAGGCAGGUCUUCCUGCUAGUGAAGUAGAGGAGUGUCUACAACUUGCCAGCUCCCAGAAGAUAAAGGACAAGUUGAAGAGCGCAACCCAGGAAGCUCUUGAUCUUGGGGCCUUCGGAUUCCCUCUGUCUGUGUGUCACAUAGAUGGAAAAAAGGAGGUGUUCUUUGGGGCUGAUCGAUUUGAGCUCAUGGCACACUGCCUAGGAGAAAAGUGGUUGGGACCUCAGCCCACCAAGCCCACUGCCAAAAUGUGAAGCUGCACAUGUAAACGUGGUUAAAUAAAUAUCUGAAAU